GUAAACAAAUAAAUGUAUUUUUACUGGCAACCGUGAUUUCGAUCUUACGGUGUGACCAUUUUAUGCAUACGGCACUUGUACACUUCGGUAUGCAAAAUACCAGAGUUUCACGAAAUGAGUAGUUUUGGUAUUUUUGAAAUUCAUCUUGCGGUCACAUGUCAAACUUAUAGUAAACAUUCAAUUUUCGACUUGAUUUUUAAGAAAACAGUAAAAGAAUGUCGGAGCGCAAAGUAUUAAAUAAAUACUAUCCACCGGACUUCGAUCCAUCGAAGAUUCCGCGUAUGAAGUUGGCCAAAAAUCGCCAGUACACUGUGAGAUUAAUGGCUCCAUUUAACAUGAGGUGCAAAACAUGCGGCGAAUACAUUUACAAGGGCAAAAAGUUCAAUGCACGUAAGGAGGAUGUGGAAAACGAAACAUACUUGGGUAUUCGCAUUUAUAGAUUUUAUAUAAAAUGUACCCGAUGCCUGCAGGAGAUCUCUUUCAAAACAGACCCGCAGAAUACAGACUAUGAGAUUGAAGCGGGAGCAACACGUAACUUUAUGGCUCUUAAGCUGGCAGAGGAACAAGCUCGUCGUGAGGAGAGGGAAGCUCGCGAAGAGGAGGCAAACAAUCCAAUGAAAUUGCUUGAGAAUCGUACGCAACAGUCUCGCAAUGAAAUUGAAAUGCUAGAAAGUCUCGAGGAGCUCCGUGACCUCAAUAGGCGUCAGCAAACUGUUGACUACAGCACCAUGUUGGAACAAUAUAAUCCAGCGGAAACAGAACGUGAACGUUUAGAUCGCGAGGAACGUGAAGACGAAGCCUUUGUUAAAUCUGUCAACUUUAAGAGUAAAACAGAGGGUAGCACUCGUAUUGUUACGGAGGAAAUAAUUGAGGAAGUCAAGGAAGAGGACAUAAACCCACCAGCAGCUAAAGUCGCUAAACUAACAUCUCUGUCAGCAGGCAACAGUAAUUCUUCUACAGCACCCCCGAUUGUGAAACGCAAAACACCUUUGGUGCUAGUAAGGCCCAAAGCUGCUCCAGCGCCUAGUUCAUCAGCCAGCACCUCCUCUGUUGCUGCUGCAACACCCACUUUAGGUGCUACCUCUAAGCCAGCAGGCCUUUCUCUCCUAGCUGCUUAUAGCGAUAGUUCUGAGGAUUCCAAUUGACCUAAGUACAUAAAUCAUAUGUUUACUGUUUAUACUGGAUUGUACGAAAUAAAUUCACGUUUUGUAUUUAAAUACGUCUACAUAAUUCUUUAAUUAAAAUGGGAAUCUCAAAACUCAGCUGGCCAACUUUUCUUAAUCAUAUUCCUGUAUAUUUUCAUGCACAGUUUGUUUAUAUUUUGAAUUUUUAUUAUUUUUUGUUGACUUCAUUAUUCUUUCAACUUAUUUUACCUUACGUAGCUAAUUUUCAAUAUUUAGUCAAGGCCAUAAGCAUAAGGCAAAUUAAUUUACAUAUUCAUUUAUAUGUAUGCACAUUACAUUUUGAAUAGAGGAAUCAUGAAAAUCAAACAUACAUAAAUGUGCACAUAAUUGCUGCAAGAUCUUCAUUCAUUUACAAUUAAUUCACUCUUAGCAAUUCAUAGCCGAUUUCGGGCAAUAUAGAACUUAAAAUUUAUAAUUAGAAUCAAACAGAUGCUAUACUUAUAUACAGCUGCGUAUUGUGUUUGAAUUAUAGUAAUAAUAAUAAUGCUUACAACUGGAAAAGCAAUUGAAAAUAAUAAAUAAUAUCACAAGCGAAAUAAACCAUUAGAAAAGAUUAAAUAUAUAUAUAUAUGCCUAUAUAGCUAUAAGCAUAAGUUUUUCAUGAAAUUAAUUAUUAAUCCAUUAAAUUUCAUAAAUUACGAAGACACUGGUAUGUUUCAGCUGCCACAUGGGUUAGCCAAUAUAUAUAUAUUCCUUCACGGGUGUAUAUCUUAUUGUAUAUUAAUAAUAUAUAUGUAAGUAUUUAUAUUUAUAUAUAAUAUAAAAUAUCCUAGAUAAGGCCGCCUUCUGGGCAUUCUGUCGAGGCAAGCUUCGUCACAUUCAUUAUACAUUAAUUUUUGCAUAUUACGAGUAACAGUCUUUGUUCGUUUGUUGUAUUUUCAUCAUUUUUUUAGUUUUUUGGGUGUCGGGUGGUUUUUUUCUAUUUGGGGGGCGCGAGAGGGUUAGCCUCACCAGUUUAUUUGUUUGGUGUGUGCAUUUUAAUUUGGUACAUGUUUUGUAGUGUGUUUUGCUUUGGUUUAUCCUCCUUAAAUGUCCACAGUGGUGGCCUGUUUGUAUUCAACGCCAGAACUGUUUAGCUGUGCGCUGCAUUUGCGCGGCAGCACUGGCGGUGCUGAAGCACCAGCAGUUGGGCCAUGCCCAUGCACAUUCGCACCCAAUCCUAAACCCAUGUCCACGCCCC
This is a messenger RNA of Drosophila sulfurigaster albostrigata, 2364 nucleotides long. Its product is annotated as splicing factor YJU2. Gene Ontology annotation, cellular component: U2-type catalytic step 1 spliceosome. NCBI's taxonomy places the organism in Eukaryota, Metazoa, Arthropoda, Insecta, Diptera, Drosophilidae. Bases 216 to 1145 code for a protein of 309 amino acids. The record is from RefSeq and is a predicted model, not a curated record. The transcript is spliced from 3 exons. Gene Ontology annotation, biological process: mRNA splicing, via spliceosome.